UUCCGCCCGACCAACGCCACUUCCGACGGCGAUGGCGGCUCACGCGCGCUUUGUGUCGCGGACGGUGAUGGUUCAGGGCGGUGACGUGGAGGCGGCUUACCGGACCCUGACCCGGAUUCUCACCGCAGACGGGAUCAUUGAAGAGGCAAAGCGCAGGCGCUACUACGAGAAGCCCUGCAGGAAACGCAUCCGCGAGAAUUAUGAGAACUGCCGGCGCAUCUACAACAUGGAGAUGGCCAGGAAGCUGGCCUUCCUCAUGAGGAAGAACCACCAGGACCCCUGGCUGGGCUGCUAGUGAGAAACGGCGUUCGGCCGGACCUUGUGGUUUGGAUGGGGCGCGAGAGGGGCGGGACGAGCGAACACUGGCUUCGCCAACGUGUCGUUUCGCCGUGAGUUCGGCACAGUGGACUCAAGCUGCAGCAGGGCCAGCCUGGCCUUUAGCCAGGCAGUGCUGCAGGUUUGACCUUCUGAAUAAAUAAAAGAAAAAAACGAGCUGUCCACAUA
Molecule: messenger RNA, 504 nt
Organism: Carcharodon carcharias (great white shark)
Lineage: Eukaryota; Metazoa; Chordata; Chondrichthyes; Lamniformes; Lamnidae
Product: 28S ribosomal protein S21, mitochondrial-like
Exons: 2
Coding region: 32-295 (87 amino acids)
Biological process (GO): translation
Cellular component (GO): ribosome
Molecular function (GO): structural constituent of ribosome
Source: RefSeq, a predicted model, not a curated record